AUGUCUCACAGCGGCAGAGAUGAGGAAUGGCUUCGAGCCCAGUUGCACGCCCUGAGAGGGCCAGGCCCCAACGAGAAAACACUCCAACCCCUAAAAUCGAAACAUUCGGCAACAUGGUCCAAUACAGAAGUUGAUCAGUCAGUCCUUCUCCUUACCCAGGCAUCGGAGGAGCGGAGACAUGGCGAGAUUAAAACAACGAUGAACUCAGCCAAGAUAAAACGAGAUAAAUGGACGUACGAGGACUACGGUAGCGUCUUGAGACACAUUGUCGGCCCCGGAUCUGUACCUGUGGGCGUUAUUGAGAGCGUCUUACAUCUUUACAAGACCAAUCAACCAAAAAAGGCCCGGACGGGAUCCUUAAAAUGGCGCAAGUCGGCGACCGAGGAUGAAACAGAUUCUCUGAUGGCCGAUCUAAUGACGACAGCCUUGGCAAAUAACCGACUUGAUCAACUCCGAGUUUUAUCUCACUUCGCUGGCUCGGAUGUUGUCAGCAGAGUCAUGCCAAUGGCGAUUUGGACAAACAACAUAGAGGGCGUACAAGUUCUCAUGGAGGAGAACGCUGAUACGAAUACCUGCCCGAAGGACUUUUUGAACUCUGUUGUAGCUGGGAAGCUGGAUUUUGUCCGUCUCUUACUUCGAUCGCAAAGACCAGUUUCAAAUUCUAUCACUACGCAGGCGUUGCCCACUGCAGUUAAGCUUGGGAACAUUGAAAUGGUCCAGCUGCUCCUUGCCCAUGGAGCCAAUCCCAAUUUUGAUAACGGUCUGGCAUUGAAAAACGCAGCUGAUGCCGAUCGUGCUGACAUCAUCAUCUUGCUCCUGCUAUGCAAGAUACCUCCCACUGGCGCUCUGUUAGGAUCGGUGAUAUUAUAUGUAUGGUCAGAACCUGACAUUUUUGGCGGACGCCAAUACCAACUGAUCGAGGUCUUAUUGAAUGGAGGUGCCUGCGGGAACGAUGUUGAUGUGGUCUUAUUGGGUUCCGUCGCGCAGUGCUGGGGGGAGUUGACACGGCUGCUGAUGAGCAAAGGGACUUCCAUUGCCUGCUGUGAUGGCAAAGCCUACAGGCAAGCGGUGCAUGCCGUUGAUUACGACAUGCUUGAGAUUCUCAACAUGGGCAAUCUAGGAAAAGACUUGGCAAGUGACAUUUUUGGCUCCAUUGACAGCACUCGGUUUGCACAAGAAAUAUCGCCAGAAGACUGGCGCAAGCUUGCUUUAUCUCUUCUGACCCAAGGGGCUACGGGUGAUGUUGUUCACGAGGCCUUGGUUAGUCGAGUGGAAGCGAGAGAUCUGGAAAGCGUCAUAUUGCUCCUUGAUUCCGGUGCGUCGGUGGAUUAUGAAGGCGGAAAUGCAUUGAUCAUGGCAGUUUUGCUUGAAGAGUUGGAUUAUCUCGUACUGCUUCUUCGUCACAAGCCUAGCAUCGAGUCAGUCAACGCAGCCUUUGCCCACGUUUCCAAUAUUUCCCAUCAUGUACAGUUGGACAUGACCCGCAGACUCCUUGAGGCUGGAGCAACCGGAGCUUCCGUGGAUGCAGUUUUGAAUAUAGCCGUGAACCUACCUGCCUGCCAACGAAAUCAUAUGUACAUUGAAGCUUUAGUUGACGGCGGAGCAGAUGUUGGCCAGAAAGAGGGCUCUUUGUUCCACGAAGCGGUCCUGGAUGGAGACGACAAAACCCUUGAGAUUUUACUGGGCGGCAAAUUCCAGACUGCGACUCUUUUUACAUGUAUUCCCCUUGCUAUGAAGCUUGAUGAACGAUGGCAGUACAAGGUACUGGAGAUUCUUCUUGACAAUGGUGCCAAAGGCGGUCCUGUAAUCGGCCAGGCUCUGGUUGACAGUAUCGACGAAACAAAAGACUCGUCAAUCCGGGUGACUGAGCUGUUGUUGAAGAAUGGGGACGCAAGUACUGCCUUUAAUAAAGGAGAGGCGCUCAGAAAAGCGACAUUGUGCCGAAAUCUGGCCUUUCUAAAGCUUUUGCUUCAAUUCAACCAUCUUGACGAGUCGGAAUUCUGCUCGUGCCUCUUGGUCGCCAUAGGCCUUCCUCGGGACCAUGUCAGACCAGAAAAGGUCAAGCUCUUCCUCGCCAUUGGCGUUGGUAUGUCAAACGAAUAUUGGAUUACCUCUCUGAACCACGAGAUGCAAUGCAUGAGGCAAGAUGACGAAGAAACAUUAGUGGUGAUCAGAUUUCUCCUCGAUGCAGGAGCCAAUGUCAAUCAUAAUCAUGGGGAAAUUCUCUGCAAUGCGAUAGAUAUGGGAUACCUUGAGUGCUUCAAAUUAUAUCUCGGUUGCAAGCUUCUCAUCCCAUCACACGAGGCUGCAUUCACAAAGGCAUUUGCGUAUGUCAUGAAGACUACUGAUUUGCGUUAUAUGAAAGAAGUACUCAAGUUAAAGACACCAACAUUACUCCUCAAUGGCGCAUUGCUAACUGCCACGGAAAUUGGAGAGCAAAUGAGAGAUGUCUGUGAGCUUUUGCUCGAGCACCAUGCUUCUCCCAGCCAUAAGAGUGGUGCCCCACUAUGCAAUGCAAUCAAGUCCAAAAACUAUCAAAUCAGCAUCGUUAAGCUGCUCUUGGAUUUCCAGCCGUCGAGCGAAGCUAUUGCAGCCGCUCUGGACUGUGCGUUUGAUGCCCUUGGGAGCGAAAAACGGCUUGGAGCCGUGAACCUUCUCCUUACUUCAGCAAAGCCACAAGCAACACUUGACGAGUUGCUUUUGAGAGCUGUACAAGAGCCGUCGUGUGACCGCUAUCUACUCAAAUCCCUCCUUCGGGCCGCGAUGAAAAACGACAUUAAAUCCCUGCGAAUACUACAGCGAUAUUUCCGCGACCAAUCGGCCAUAGUUUCACGGGUAUUUGAACACGCGUGGGUGCAGGGAGCCAGAGCCGAACUCCAGGAACCCGCCCUCUCCCUCCUUCUGGAAGCAGGCGCAACGGGUAAAUGCCUAAGUGUUGCACUGGUCGAUACAAUCGAAGAAUUCAAAUCCUCGCCAAAGUCCCUCGCGUUAAUUACCAAGCUUCUGAGCGCGGGCGCUGAUGUCAACUUUGAUAAUGGUGUCAGCCUUGUAAAGGCGGCAGGAAUGGGGAAUAUAUAUGUGCUUAAGGAACUUUUCGCCCAUUACCCGCACCGCGACCAUAUGACGCUGGCCUUCCCGAAUAUCUUUGGCUCCGGUGUGUCCAGCCAGAUGCUCCUCGCCAUUGUCAAGGCGUUUUGCUCUCAUCAGUCUCAUCCAAGUCUUACCAACACCCCCCAUCCUAUCCUUUUUCUGUUAUUGCGGAAAUAUCCCCAGGAAAAAGAGAUUGUCAAAUAUUUGAUCGAUGCAGGUUGCCCAGUUGAUCCACCGGUAGAGACGGAAGGGGGAACAUAUUUGUCAUUGUUACACUGGGCACUCAUAGAAGACAUGGACAGGAUUUGCGACAAAGUCUUUGACAUUCUGCUGGAUGCUGGAGCAAAUCCAAACUUCAAGACUGCGUCCGGUCUCACGCCUCUUGAAAUUGCAAUUUCGAUACCACGACGUGGAGUCGUUGCAAGUCUAAUACGCCAUAAAGCUGACGCUACAGUGUCGACAGGGGCAAUGAAUCCCCGGUCCAUGCUCUUCCUUGCCGUAACCACAGGGGACAGCGACAUUGUCCGGUCGGUCAUGCUAGCUAGCCCGAUGGUGCGCGAUGGGGCACUCCAUGAAGCCGCCAGAGAGGUGAACGUCAAAAUCGUUGAGGUCCUAGUAAGAGAGGGAAAUCAAAGGGACUACGCCUACUCUGGCUGUAAUGGUCGCACAGCAUUGGCCGAGCUUUGCCUGAGAGCAGACGGAAACGAACCGGUCCAUGAGCUUAAGCGGGCAAUGACACUUCUGAAAGAUGACCACAACUUCAGAAUGAAAUCACACGGAAAAUCUGCCCUUCACUUGGCAUUGGACAACCUGCGGAACGCACCAUCCGUGACACGGGCUCUUCUCGACAGCUUCAUGGCAGACUAUGUCAACGACGAUAUUAAUCUAUACGAAGAAGAUGGACUGUUAUACUCGCCUCUAGCCUAUGUCGCGAAGCAUCGGAAUAAGGCACCUUCAACCUAUGAUGCAUCUCUACUGCGGCUUCUCGCCCAGUUCGGGUGUAGGAACAGGUUUUGGGCCCGAGCAGGACAUCCGCAGCCCGCUGACGUCAUAGAUCCCCCGGAUGAUAUUUACCAACUUAUAAGCGACCAGAAGAGUAAUGAACGGAUGCUGGCACGCAUCCGUUGCCAGUCCGAGGAAGCCCAAGUCGGCAUAGCAAAGCGGCACGAGCUGAUUCUCAAGAAUGAACAGAAUGCAGCCGACCAGAGAGCAAAGCUAGAGAAAGAAGCGGAGGCACGCUGCAUUUCCAUAGCGACUAGUCGACAUGCUGCAGAGCGUGCACAUAUGGAACAGCUAGCUCGGGUAGCUGAGCUCGCUAAUGCAGGUUAUCGGAGCUCUGUCAACCUUAAACUGGAAGAUCCAUUGGCCCAGUACGCCAAAUUGGAUCGCAAAAGGCAGGACGCUGAGCUAGAGCACCUUAGAAAACAGCAAGCAUUGAUCACGGCCGGCUGUAAAGAACGGGCGGAGAUCGAAAAAAAGAAUCGCGAGGCUAACGCGCUCGAGAUGCGGCGUCUCCGAGAGCUUUGGUUUGAAAUUGAUCCAUGGGAUUAG
This is a messenger RNA of Penicillium robsamsonii, 4641 nucleotides long. RefSeq lists its product as uncharacterized. The record is from RefSeq and is a predicted model, not a curated record. NCBI's taxonomy places the organism in Eukaryota, Fungi, Ascomycota, Eurotiomycetes, Eurotiales, Aspergillaceae. Bases 1 to 4641 code for a protein of 1546 amino acids. The transcript has 4 exons. Gene Ontology annotation, molecular function: protein binding.